AAAAUGACAACUGACGUCUUAUACAUCAUUACAUCUUUUUUUCUCAUAAAUCAAUUUUUAACUUAAAAAUAUUUAUUUAAUUUGUAAUCACAGGAUAUUGACAAGAAUCCUGAUAUCGAAGACGCCUACACCUUAAAUGUGAUGUUAUCGAGUGGCGGGUUUAAGCGUAAAAUUCGCAGUGCAUGGUUUUUUUUUGUCAAUGUCCAAUAACUGCUAUUGCAAAAUCCUUUGAUUGCCAAGUGUAGAAAUUCACGGUCUGAAUAUGGAAUCCCUUCCAUAUUUUGCCCUAUUAGCGAUAUUAUUAGGUUGUGUGAGCCCGGGUUAUUUAUAUCCUUCCACCCUUUUUAAAAAUGAAUGUCCAAGACUGUACCCGAGGGUGUUUAAAGGGUUUGUUCCGAGGGGCAACAUUUCGGCAGGUUUUUAUGAUGAAAUAAAGGGAAUAAACACCAUGAAGUUAUGUGUCCAGAAGUGUUGCAUAAAAGCGACCUGCCAUGUGGCCUUCAUGACAGAUGAUAAAUGCUAUCAUGUAGCUUGUAGCAGUAACGAGCUCUGUAUCCCAACAAGAAAUACAAAUCCGGAUACUGUUAACCAUGUGGCAAUGGUUUUGGUGAAACCAACCGACGAGGAUACUUGGGAGGAUGUUUUAGCUCCACAAGAAUUUUCAACGUCCCAACUUGAUAGGGAAGUAUACAACUUAUUAAACGAUAGGACGCGUUAUGAAAGCCCCUUGAAAGCAUUGGAAGAUGAUAUUUUAUUCGAUGAUAACUAUGGGGUGGCUUGUGAGGUGGGAGUUGAUAAUUCAUGUCAGCUUCCCAAUGAGGUUUGCGUGCAAACAAGGGACAGAUCCAGAACAUUUAUAGGCACCUGUGAAUGCAAACCAGGAUUUAUAAGGCAAGAAGAGGGCGUUUGCUUCUCGGUCACCUUGAAAGAUAUUAGUUUACCAGGGCUGCCUCUGUCUGACAUAAUUACUGAAAAAAUCUUAGAUAUGACCACUAAUAAGUCCGUCCCGGUAACCAGGAAGCAUUUGACUGUAGUGUCUGAGUCAAAACAAGUUAAAUUGCCAAUAAAUGAAGUUACCCUGGAAGCAAAUACCGUUCCAGAAGAGACGCCUGACAACAAGUAUCAAUACGAAUGGACCUCCCUGCACCAGCCGGAAGGCAGCACCGCCGUUAAACACCAAAACGAUAAUCAGUUACAUCUUGAAAAGUUGGCGGAGGGCAUCUAUGAGUUUAAGGUGAGCGUUUCUACUCCAACAUCAUACGGUGAAACGUUCGUGAACGUAACAGUGUUGCCAGAGGCGCGCAUUAAUACCCCCCCAGAAAUCGUGAUAACUCCUGCCAAUCAGACGAUAAAGCAACCGAAUGCCGCCGCUGUUUUGGACGCCUCCUCUUCCAAAGACGACGACGGAAUAAUUUCCUGGCAUUGGGAGUUGCAGCAGGGCCCAUUAGGUUAUCAGCCAGAGUUGAAAGAUAGUCCGACGUUGCAAUUGAACGACUUAACUAAGCCUGGGAAUUACACUUUUAAGUUGACCGUGACGGAUACCGAUAAGGCUACUAGCAGUAGUACUGCUAAUAUUACUGUGCUCGCGGUGACCGACUAUCCACCGGAGGCUAAUGCUGGCGAGGACAAGAUAAUUUAUCUCCCGCACAAUAACAUAACCUUAAACGGUAGCCUAAGUACCGAUGAUCAUGCGAUUACCACUUGGGAAUGGACCAAAUCGGCCGAUGACGUGCAGAAAACGGUCGAUAUGCAAAAUACUCGCACGCCCUAUUUACAACUGUCCAAUUUACAAGAAGGUAUGUACACUUUUACGCUAAAGGUUAUGGAUAGCGCAAACCAGUCCAGUAUGGCGCAAGUGCAUGUUUUCGUUAAACCGCCGACGAAUAAACCUCCGGUGGCAGAAGCUGGACCCAACGUCACAAUUAGUUUACCUCAAACUUGGGCAAUAGUGGACGGUUCGAACAGCACGGACGAUAACCACAUAACGACUUACAAAUGGGAACAAGUGGAGGGACCCUCGACUGCCAUUUUUACGUCAGCGAAUACGAGCAAAACGAACAUCACUAACUUAACUAAGGGUGUUUACACCGUUAAACUGAGCGUCACCGAUGAUAAUAAUAACGUUGCUAGCGAUACGGUCUUUGUAAUCGUUAAUCAAAAUGUUAACCAAAAGCCUACAGCGAACGCCGGUCCCGAUCUAACAAUCGAAUUACCCGUUAAGGGAAUCAUCGUUAACGGUUCCCAAUCGAAGGACGAUUGGGAAAUCGUCAAGUGGCAAUGGAUCAGAGACGAAAAAUCUUUAGCUAUAGGCAAUAUCGUGGAAGGCACCGAUCAAUCUCCCGUAUUGAUUUUAACAGACGUCUCGGUGGGAACUUAUAUAUUCAAUUUAACCGUUUGGGACAAACAGGGACUGGAGGACCGCGACACGGUCACGGUUAUCGUGAAAAACGACCCCAAGAUGUUUUAUUUGAUCGAUUUGACUAUUGACGUAGACGCGAGAUUUUUAACGCAAGCCCAGUUUGAUACCCUUAAAGCUAAACUGGCCCUGUUGGUUAACGAGGGAUCUAAGUUAGAGGUCAGAUCGGUAAAAUCGGAACCGGGUACCGGUAAGGUUAAGCUCACUUUCUACCUGGAGGGUUCCCAAGGUCAACCGGUGGGAGCCAACGAAGUGGUGCAACAUUUAAGGCAAAAACUGCAAGUCGACGCCAGUCUGCUCGGGUUUUCGGUGGCCAAAUUGCAAACGUCGAUUUGCCAAAAUAACUGCUCGGGACACGGGGUUUGUAACGAGGUCACGAGGGAGUGCGAAUGUGAAGUGUUCUGGAUGCACGACAUGUUCAAGGUGUACCUAAACUCCACCGAAGAUUCCGAUUGUAGCUGGAGCAUCUUAUACGUGGUCCUCGGUCUAAUAUGCGGAGUGUUAACGUUCUUCGGUUUCACUUGGAUGCUGGUGUACGUCUGCUAUAGAUGGUGCCACAGCAGACACGACUUGAGCAAACCGACUAAUUACAAACUGAUCGAGGAUACUGACGAUAAUCUUCCUCCUUAUUCCAGAAAAGCGAACCUCUCGGAGACGGACAGCGACUCGGACGUAGUUUUCGAGACGAGAUCGAAACCGCCCAGAUUCUCGGAUUCCCGAAACGGUCAUAAACCGGCCAGGAACGGUUUUAAUAAGCCCAACCGACGGGUCAAAACGUAGAGUCGAAUUCCGGGAGAGGGUAAUAUUAAGUUGCACAAAAUUGUGAUAUAAAUUGAAAUUUCUUAGGUUUGUUUGGCUUGAAUACAUUCGUCCCGAUAAAGUAUCGCCUAUUUCUAUAAUAUCAUUGAUAUUUUGUGUAUUUUUAUAUUAGCACUUUUGCCAUACGUUGUGCUUAUUUACCAGUAAUUCUAGUCAAGCUAUACGACAGUAGGACACUAUUUAUUUAUUAAGGAUUUGUAUCUAAAUUAACCGCCGUAGCAAAAACUGGACUAUUUUAUUUUGUGAUUUAGCUUUUAAACCGAAUUGUUUUAGCAGUAUUUACAGGUGAUUUAUUAAAACAGGUGUACUUAUUUCCAGUAGUUAUGUGUAUACUAAUGGUGAACUUAUAUUCUUUAUAAUAUUUUGAUGAAUAAAAGUGAUAUCCAAGUA
This is a messenger RNA of Anthonomus grandis grandis, 3625 nucleotides long. Its product is annotated as dyslexia-associated protein KIAA0319-like protein. The transcript is spliced from 14 exons. Gene Ontology annotation, cellular component: plasma membrane; cytoplasmic vesicle. The coding region runs from base 263 to 3196 and encodes 977 amino acids. Lineage: Eukaryota; Metazoa; Arthropoda; Insecta; Coleoptera; Curculionidae. The record is from RefSeq and is a predicted model, not a curated record.